CUUGCUGCCGAACUAGGAUACUGCAUGUUGGAUUUUUUCGAUGCUAGCUUGGAUUCUAAAGAUAUAUGCUUUUUUGGGUCAUUGGACAACUACACCGGAAGGGACAGGUUCUACCGUUCAUUCUCGUCUCAAUUCCCUAGCUCUCCGGAAUUCCGAGCUUUCCGUAUUGGGCAUCCAGUAUUGCUUUCCUUGGCAAAGAUUUUACUGGAGCUAGAUGAUGGAGAGGCCAUCCCGCUAGAUAUACGUCCUCACUAUGGUAAAGAAAAUGAUCGAGCAUGGUUGCAGCUCUUAUCAAGCUUGGACGUCUUGCAAGAAGGAGGCGCAAGGCUAGAAGACUCCUAUACGGAAGCCAUCAGAGGGUGUCUGAACGUUCAUAGCCAACUUCAACACGUCAAAGCUGAAGGUCCUCAAGCAGAUAUGCUUAUUCGAGGCAAGCUCUACCACCACAUCGUCCAGCAUCUCGAGACUGCUUUGGAAAACUGCUUACCAAAUCUUGGUUUAAAACGCCAGCACUCUAUGAACCCAGAAAUCGAAUCAAUAAUGGAGCCUAUGAACAAACGAAUCCGCACAAUAGAAAAUAAUGCCGACUUUGUGCAUGUCUCUGACAUUCCCGGAGAGCCAUCAGAUGCAUAUCGUGAGCUGCCACGACAGCAAGAUGGCUUAGGCAAGGACGUUCCUUUCGAGUCAAGGCCGCACUCUGAUACUAAGGCCGGAUCUUUUAAGGGAGAGGCUCAGCCUCCAAAGGAUCGGUGCGGCUUUAAGGCCGCCAUUAUAUGCGCUCUACCACUAGAAUUUGACGCUAUCCGAUCCCUCUUUGACUCCAUCUGGCAAGAGCAUUAUCACCACUACGGUAAGCUCAAAGGCGACACGAACCACUACGUCAAUGGGCGCAUAGGUGACCUUGACAUUGUUGUUCUGCUCUUGUCUAGUAUGGGCAAAGUAAGCGCAGCAACUGCAGCUGCCAGCUUAAAAUGCUCCUAUACAGAGUUAGAAGUGGUCUUCCUAGCUGGCAUAUGCGGUGGUAUCCCAGAAGUACGAUCGCCUAACGGUGGAAACAGAGAAGUCCUUCUCGGUGACGCUAUACAUCAGAUCGACACUUUGGUACUAUGUACAUGCUUUAGCAGUCCAAGCCUGAUAUGCGAGCGCUGUCGAAUUGUCUCCUGUGAUGAGGCAGGAUGUGGCGAGGAAUUCCUUGUACCGAGAUGUCGAUUGAAGGAGAAAAUGCUCUUGGAAGGGGAAGAUAACAUUUGCGAGGCACAAAAACCUUUGAUCUUUCUGGAGCGGUUUGGUUCUGGAGACACGGUGCUUAAGUCGAGUCGGGAUCGGGAUAGACUUGGUGAGCGGCUUGGUAUUGCGGCUUUUGAGAUGGAGAGCGCUGGUUUGUGGGAAGACUUGCCAUGUAUUGUGGUAAAAGGUGUCUGCGAUUAUGCAGACUCUCACAAGAAUAAGGAAUGGCAAGACUUUGCUGCAGCAACGUCGGCUUCUGUUGUUAAAGCUUUGCUAGAACGAUACAUUAUGACUGAUAACUAG
Molecule: messenger RNA, 1530 nt
Organism: Fusarium oxysporum Fo47
Lineage: Eukaryota; Fungi; Ascomycota; Sordariomycetes; Hypocreales; Nectriaceae
Product: nucleoside phosphorylase domain-containing protein
Exons: 2
Biological process (GO): nucleoside metabolic process
Molecular function (GO): catalytic activity
Source: RefSeq, a predicted model, not a curated record